GAGGGCGAGGGCGGCGGCCAUGGCGGCGGCGCGGGCCGGGGCCGGGGCCGGGGCGGCGGCGCUGCUGUACCACGUGACGCCGCGGCGCUCGAUCCGCGCGCGGGCCGCGGCGAAUGGCGGCGCGGCGGAAGCGGCGGCCUCCGGCACCGCCCCGCGGCAGGGCCGGCGGGAAGUGAGGUUCGCGGCGACGCCCCCUCCGCGGCAAGGCGGCAGCUUCAGUCCGGCGCGGAGCGGAGCGGCGGCGGGCGGCCGGGGCAGGGGACGGCGGCGGCGGCGCCGUGGGGCGGUAGCAGCAGCAGCGGCCGGGAGGAUGGUGGGGGACAGCGACGGGCAGGCUCCGCCGGACGGCACCGAGCUGAAGCGCCGGCGGAAGAGCCCGCGGCUGUCGGGCGCCGCAGAAGCGGCGCAGGCGGAGGAGGCCGAGCCCGAGGCCGAGCCCGGUGCCGGAGGCGCGCUGGAGGCGAAUGAGCAUCGCUUCGGAAGUCCGGAUUCCCUGACUCGCCCCCCUAUUAGAGCACGUCGAGCGGCAGGUAGUCCUUCAACUUACUUCCUUCCAGAGCAACCGAAAACAGAAAAGGCAAAGGCUUAUGACAGCGAUGAACCUAAGAAACCAGCAGGGCAUCAGCCAGACACUGAUACGCUGUUAAAAGAAAGCAAGGCUGACUUCAUUCAGAGAAAGAAAGAGCACCACUCACCUACAUCACAAAGUAGGCGGAAAAACAGAAUUAAAUCUCGAGAUUGGCCCGAUACAGGGAAGCAGUCACAGCCCUUGGCCAAAAGUGCUGGUGGAUUGCAGAGUGGAUUUCACAAGGGCUGGACUUUGUUACUGCUUAUUCUGUUAAUUAGUAUCCCAUUGCUUUGGGUCCUGUGGAGUGGAAUGCCAAGGUUUCAAGAUGCAAGUUUGUCAGGUAGAGAUACUGAAAUUCUAGAAGCGUUUCGGGCCCAGAUGAGGAAACUCAAAAAUACUUAUCAAAGUCAGGAUCCCAAUCUAUGGAAGAGAACGCACAUGUUCCUUGAGAAACACCUCAAUGCUUCCCAUCUGCGUUUGGAGCCAGCCAUUUUGCUGUUCACAGCUGGCCAAGAAGCUGAGAAGGUGCUGAAGUGCUUAAGUAAUGAGAUUGCGGAUGCUUUUGCCUUCUCCCAGAAUGCUACUGCAAUCAAAAUUAAUGGGGCAGACAAAGCUGUAUUGGAUAGCGAUGCUGUUAAGCUGGAAGUAGAUAAUGAGCUCAGCUCUGGGUUCAAAGGAGGCAAGAAGGUAGCAGUGGUGCAUCGAUUUGAAUUACUGCCUGCAGGUUCCACCUUAAUCUUUUACAAAUACUGUGACCAUGAAAAUGCAGCGUUUAAGGACGUGGCUCUUCUGCUGACUGUUCUCCUGGAUGAGCAGUCUCUGAGAAAGAGCCUGACCUUGCCAGAAGUUGAGGAGAAAGUGCGGGAUUUCCUCUGGACCAAGUUCACCAGUUCAGAUGCUCCUAGUUCUUAUAAGAACAUGGACACCGAUAAGCUGAGCGGACUGUGGAGCCGUAUAUCUCACCUUGUCUUGCCCGUUUGGCCUGAAAAGGGCCUCCCUAUGGAGGGAUGCACAUAAGUUGUUAGAGAAGGCUCGGGAAAGGAGGAAGACAGAAAAUGUGUGUUGUAAUGGCUGAACAGGGCAGAACUUCCUACAGCUGCUGAGCUCAGGCAGCACGCAGUGCUUUCUGUGCAAGGAAAUCCAACCAACUGGCAAGCUUGUUUCUGCUAAAGUAACUGGGACUUCUCUAAAUAAACUGCAGAAUGUGAGAAAGGAACAUAGUUCUUGGUAAGUUGUAUUUGGUAACUUAUUCAGGUCGAGCACCCUGGAGUUGGAAAUAGGUGUUCCCUACUGCAAAUCAUUCAAUUGCUGGUAAAGCCGUCUUGGUGCGCUAUUGGCUUUGCCCUGAGGAUCCCUUCUGGUGGUGGGAAUCGCUGGUAUUGAGCGUGACAAGGUAAUGGGAUGCAAAAGCUCAGCUUCAUCUGGCAGAAUUGCUUUCUUUUUUGUCUGGGACAUUUAAUGAAUUGAAAAUGAUGAUAAAGUGGUAUGAGUUCAAGUGCGAGUUUAUUUUUUUUUGGUCCAGUUGACCACAGCAUAGAUGUUAGCUGGGGACUUCUAGAAAUGGCAAAACUGCUCAAGAGGUUUGUGAUUUGUGGAGAAUCUUUCAGCAAGGAUUUCUUCCUUAAAUGAGCCUGCCCCAAACAGUUCUGGAGAGCGAGAAAAGCUGAGGUACAACGGAUUGCUUGAUGUUAGUAGUAGACAUCAGUUAAAUAAUCCCUCAGCACCUCUGCCUUGCUGCUGCCAGGAAUUUUCUGCUCUUUGUCAAGUUUUUCAAGUCUUAAAACUUGGGGAGAAAUGAUAAAUGUCAGCCUAGUGUGUGUGUGUGUGUGCGCGCUGAAGACUUACUGCAUCUCCUUUCCAAACAAAAAUUUAGGAACACAUAGGUUAUUUCUCAUUUUAAUAAGAUAACUAUUUUUGCAUCAAGAGGAUUUAUUUAUUUGUGGUACUCAGUGUCCUAUAAAAAUAACCUUUUUCAUGUGUCUGCAUAUAACCUUCUGCUUACCAUAUGAAAUUCUAGUGAAGAGCCAAUUUGCAUUGCCCGCAUCUAAAAUAUAUUUUAGAGCGCUUCCUGCCAAGAAUCCCUUACAUCAAACUAAAAAAUAUGUACUUGUUUCUGUUGUAAAUAUUGUGGGCAUAUAUAAGUGAAUUGCAGCACUUCCAUAUCAUUGCUGUUAGUGUAUGCUCUUGAGCAUUGGUCCAUGUGUGUUCAAUUUCAAUGCGUGUGAAGGAAUGCAUGAAGACUGGUCUCAAAUUAGGGGAACAUUUUCUCAUAACAGCUGAGGGAUUAGUGGCUCUCAGACACAUCGUUUAUUCACAAGGCCCCCCCUUAGCUACCCUGUUGUAAACAUCCUUCUUAAGCAGGAAAACCUCUCGGAGGUGCUGGAGCCUCUGGCUUCAUUGUGCCGGUAAAGGUCUGGGGUUUGACGUGGAAUGGACCAAAAUCACCGUAAGCAUACAAAGGAACACAGUUUCAGAGGCUUGGAGCUGUAGUCACUUAAACCACAGGCGGGUUUGUUCUGACCACUGAGUGCCAGAAAUGGACCGUGCUUUCUAUUUUAAUGCGAAGAGACAGUAAAGAGACAUGGAAGUGCUACUGUUCUAGAUGUUUAAGAAUCGCUCAGGAAGGAAAAGAUGGCAUUUACGUUUUAGACAUUUCACUGGACAAAUUUUUAAAAAAAAAAAUGUGACUUAUUUCUGAGUGUAUACUGAUAGCAUACCUGUUUGUAUAUUAUGUAAACUAUUUUAGUAAUCAUAAAAAAUAAAUUUACUUGUUUGUUUUAUAA
Molecule: messenger RNA, 3351 nt
Organism: Dromaius novaehollandiae (emu)
Lineage: Eukaryota; Metazoa; Chordata; Aves; Casuariiformes; Dromaiidae
Product: torsin-1A-interacting protein 1-like
Exons: 6
Coding region: 20-1585 (521 amino acids)
Biological process (GO): membrane organization
Cellular component (GO): membrane
Molecular function (GO): ATPase activator activity
Source: RefSeq, a predicted model, not a curated record